CGGAAAUAGAAUAUGAAGACGGACGAAUCAGCUCGUGUUACAUCUCGCCCAGUCCGAGACCGCGAGACAGCCAGCCGAGGAGACGCCAAGCAGGUGACGAGCAUGGGCUGCUGCUUCACGAAGGAAGCGAUCGCCGAAGGCGACGUGUACAGGGACCUUGGCGACCGCGAGCCAUCAAUCGGGACCAAGCGCGACAUUGCGGCGGCCGCGGCUGAGCGCCGCAACCAAGACUUCAAGCAAGGCGGCGGCGGGAACACGGCCAAGACCAAGAGCAUUGCCAUUCGGCGCGAGAAGGACGAGCUCGUCGGCAAGAUUGAAGCGCUGUAUGGGUCGCUCGGCGAGGACGCGCCCAUCGGCCUUGCAUCCUGCGACUUGGACCAGCUCAAGGCGCACUUGGCAAAGCUCAAGCUCAAGAAGGACGCCAAGCGCAAGGUAUAGGGCCAUCAGAAAUGACGCAGAACACAUAUAUGAUACUGUACACGACAAAACUGUCUACACCG
Messenger RNA from Saprolegnia diclina VS20, 500 nucleotides. RefSeq lists its product as hypothetical. The record is from RefSeq and is a predicted model, not a curated record. The coding region runs from base 13 to 438 and encodes 141 amino acids. Lineage: Eukaryota; Oomycota; Saprolegniomycetes; Saprolegniales; Saprolegniaceae. The transcript is spliced from 2 exons.